Daphnia pulex (common water flea) is the source of this 2728-nucleotide messenger RNA. RefSeq names its product cationic amino acid transporter 4-like. The record is from RefSeq and is a predicted model, not a curated record. Gene Ontology annotation, cellular component: plasma membrane. The transcript has 8 exons. Lineage: Eukaryota; Metazoa; Arthropoda; Branchiopoda; Diplostraca; Daphniidae. Gene Ontology annotation, molecular function: amino acid transmembrane transporter activity. Gene Ontology annotation, biological process: amino acid transport; transmembrane transport. The coding region runs from base 547 to 2538 and encodes 663 amino acids.
GAGUGAGUCGCCAUGUUUAAGGAUACACAGUACAAGGUUUUCAAGUUAAUAGUGUUCUAAUUAUUAUUUUAAACAUCGCCUUCUUCUAUCAGAAAUAGUUCAACGCACAUUUGAUUUUAAGAAUUAUAGAUCCUGUUUAGUUUUCCAAUAUUUGUUCUGAUAUCGAUCGGAGAUUGAAUGUUUAUGUGUUCGGAAAACUGAUUGACUUUCCCUUUGUCUCUGUAUCGAAGAAGACACCGAUCAACGUUUAUUGACAUUUUUUUCAGCUAUUCACCUGAGUGAAGAUAAUCAGAACCUCAGGGAGAACUUUUGUGUAGUCGACCUUCAAAGGAUUGCAUCAAGGGCGAUCACCCCAGCUUGUUUAUAGACACAACAGAGUUCGUCGUGGUAUACUGCCUAGUAUAAAAGACAACGAAGUUCAUCAGUCAACUAGCUAACACAGCGGGACUAAGUUGUCUUAUAUUGUUCCACUCGAUCGCAAAAGUUCUUCUUAGUGUCAGUUGACUGGCUUUACACACAGCUCUGUACCUUGUACUGGCUUUUAUCAUGGCCAAUUUGACAGAGAAUCAGCCGCCGUUGGAGGCGAACAACAUAUCAGCUGUCAGCGCUUCGGAACUUAAUAACCCCAUCGACGACACUACGAAAACGGAAGAAAUGGGCGGACUGCGCAACCGAUUAAUGUGCCGAUUUGUCAGUUCGACAUGUUUCCAGAUGAACCGACGCAAGACCCUGGGCGAGGAUCUCAUGGAAACUCCUCUGCGACGAUGUCUCUCCACUCUCGACAUCACAAUGCUCGGAAUUGGGCAUAUGGUGGGUGCCGGUAUUUACGUCUUGACCGGAACCGUAGCUCACAAUAUGGCAGGUCCUGCCAUCGUUUUGAGUUUCCUGAUCGCUGGAUUAGCAUCCGUUCUGGCGGCAUUAUGUUACGCAGAGUUCGGAAGUCGAGUACCAAAGGCCGGAUCCGCUUACGUCUACACUUACGUAACUAUAGGAGAAUUCUGGGCUUUCGUCAUCGGCUGGAAUAUACUUCUCGAACACAUGAUAGGUGCGGCGUCAGUAGCCAGAGCUUGGAGCGGUUACGUCGAUGCUUUGACUGGCGGAGUUAUAGCAAACGCUACAGCCGGAACUUUUGGUGAAAUGCACAGUGGGAUGCUGGCCAAGACUCCCGAUUUCUUGGCCUUUGCCGUUUGCCUGGCCUAUUGUGGUCUCUCCACAUUGGGCGUUAAAGGAUCAUCCUACUUUAACAGUUUCUUCACCAUGGUGAAUAUCGGCGUGAUUGUCUUUGUGAGUGGAUUCGGAUUCUACUGGGCCGAUUACCGCAACUGGACCGACUACGGAGGAUUCGCACCGUUUGGCUUCUCCGGAAUCUUGAGCGGAGCGGCCACUUGUUUCUACGCUUACGUCGGCUUCGACAGUAUCGCCACAUCGGGAGAAGAGGCCCGUGAUCCAACUUUCUCCAUCCCGGUGGCAACUUUCGUUUCGAUGAGCGUCGUUUCCCUGGGUUACAUUUGCGUUUCGGCCGCUCUCACCCUAAUGGUGCCCUAUACCCUCAUCAACCCGACGGCGGCGUUGCCGGACGCUUUCGCCUCUCACGGCAUCACCUGGGCGCGGAUCGUCAUCAGCGUCGGGGCAUUGGCCGGAAUGACGACUUCACUAUUUGGCUCGCUCUUUUCUCUUCCACGCGGAGUGUACGCCAUGGCACAAGACGGUCUUCUCUUUAAAGUCUUCGCUCGAGUCAACGAGAAGACCCAGGUCCCGUUGAUAACCAUCGGCGUCUGCGGACUCUUUAGCGCUUUUGUAGCUCUCUUUUUCGAUAUUGAAAAACUGGUCGAAUUCAUGUCCAUUGGCACUUUGAUGGCCUACACCAUCGUCUCGGCAGCUGUCAUCAUCCUCCGCUAUCGUCCAAUUGUCGGUAGAUCCGACGUGCUUCCCUUAACAGAAUCCCCCGUGUCACCUGGAAGCGCCAAGGAAUUUGUUAACAUGCUGAAUGAAGCCGGGCGAUUGAAACCGAAAUUCUAUUGGAUCGAGCGGCUCGUGGGCAGGUAUGAACCAGGUGUUCUUCCAGCUUCUUGCGUCUUUAUUUUCACCGUCGCCUGCGCGUGUAUUUUCUCCAUUCUCCAAUGGGGAGGAAAUGCCGUCUACCAUCCUAAUGGUCCGGAAUGGUGGCUCAUCGUGUUACUAACUUUCCUCGUUGCAGUUUCUCUCAUUACUAUAGCUCUUAUUGCUGUUCACAAUCAAUCGACCGAAGGAUUGAGAUUCAAAGUCCCUUGGGUUCCCACCAUCCCAGCACUUUCUAUCGUUGCUAAUGUCGCACUUAUGGUCAAUUUGAAUCCAAUGACGUGGGUCCGAUUUGGCAUCUGGAUGUCUAUAGGUUUUGUUAUUUACUUUGCAUAUGGAAUGAGACACAGUAAAGAAAACGCUACAGUAACCUCUUACUCUGGUUUACUGAAAUCGAAUUCCCGCACAGGAGAGUGGGGUUCUACUCUGACGGCCAAAGAUCUCGAUCCCGAUACACCGUCGUCUCAGACAGAAAAUUAAAAAAACAGGCAAUUAUUUUUAAAAAGCUACUGUUUCUAUGUCACGUUUAAAUUUUAGAUGUAUUUAAAAAAAGGAAAAAGAAGUUUGAUUUUAACUAUUCAGAGCCACCGUUUUCAAAUGUAUUACAGGCCAUAUUUAAAAAAUAAAGAAAGAGAGAAUGGCCGAAAUACACAUUUAUCUGCAACAGCAA